AUUCCAUGGUUAAUCUUUCUGGAGGGGUGUGUACAACAGUCUCUAAGCCUGAGUGCUUUGAUUAAGUAGCAGGCUACAGUUUUGGAAGACAUUAUUUUUCCAAUUAUCUAAUCAUCAGAUUCCUGAAAACUUUAGACUUAAAGAGGAGGGAGAUGAAGCAUCACCUUUGAAUGGCUGAAUAAGUUGGGACUAUCAUCUCCAUAGUAGGAAAGAUUUGAUAUAUUGAUAUUGAUUGCCAUAAAUCUUGUCAUUUGAACUGAAAUUUUACCCUCAAAACCCAUAGAAACCUUCUUGAGAAAGAGGGUUGAACUUAUCACUGGACAAUGUUAAGAAUUCUAUCUUUACUUUUGCUGUUUCAGCCAGCAAUAGUGCUUUGUCAAGUAUGCGCUACAGGCUGGACAUUGUCAGGGGAUAAUUGUUACAAGCUUAUGCCAGACAGCAAAAAUUGGCAUGAAGCACAGAUCUCCUGUGAGAACGAUGGAGGUAACUUGGCUAUGCCAAAGACACAAGAUAUCAAUGAUGUCUUGACACAGAUGAUAAACAAUGGUGGUAGUCAUUGGAUUGGUGUACAUGAUAUCAGUACUGAGGGCAACUUUAUUUUCUCAGACAACACCCCUGUUACAAACCCGUUUUGGAAUGCAGGGGAACCUAACAAUGCUGGAGCUGGAGAAGAUUGUACAGAAAUAAUUAAUACAGGGCUGUGGAAUGACCAGGAUUGCUAUGCAAUACGUCCUUUCCUCUGUCAAAGAGAUAAUGAUGUGAUUGUGAAAUGUGACGAGGGCAAUGGCUGGAUAUCUGCAGCGGACCGCUGCUACAAGUUCUAUGAUACCCCAAGCACAUGGCAGGAUGCACAAAACUACUGUCAGGAUAUCGACGGACAUCUUAUUUCAGUCAAUUCUGAAGCAGAACAGGCAGUGGUCUCAACACAAGCCAACUUUGGAGGAUCUACUCUAUGGAUUGGGUUGAGAAUGGAUUCUGGUACAUAUGGAUGGAGUAGUGGAGAGACUUUGGGAUAUACUAACUGGGCUCCAAAUCAGCCAGACAGUAGGUAUGGUUCCAGUGGUGGUAACUGUGUAGAGGUUUUGGAUACAUCUAAUAAUGGAGAAUGGUCUACAAUGACUUGUACAGCAACCCAGAGCUUUAUGUGUGAAAGAGCAGAGGGCACAUGUCCUGAAGGAUGGCGUUUAUUCCGUGGAUACUGCUACCAGUUUAACUCAGCUACCAAACAGACAUGGAGUGAUGCUAAACACACCUGUGAGGCUCAAGGAGCUUACAUGACAUCGGUCCUCUCAGAUGUAGAGAACAAGUACAUCAGGGAUUAUUUCCUUGAUCUAGAGAACCUUGGCAUUUCAUCUACGUGGAUUGGAAUCUCUGACAAUGAAAAUGAUGGAUCAUUUGCAUGGAGUGAAGGUAGCUCAGUAGGCUACACUAACUGGAGUCCCAAUGAACCAACCGAUAAUGCUAACUCACCUGACUGUGGAUCAAUGAUGACAGCUGGAGGAGAUGGUAGCUGGUCAACUAAAAACUGUUUUACUUUAGAGGCUUUUGUGUGUAAAGUCAGAUCAAGUCAACCCAUCUUCCCCUUGGACCCCAAUAAUCCUAUUGGAUCUUGUGAAGCUGGCUGGACCCUGAAUAGAGAUCAUUGUUACAAGGUUGUGAAUAAUGCAGCAUAUUUUGAUGAUGCUGAGGCCAAUUGUGUCUCCAUGGGAUCCCAUCUGACCAGUGUCAAUGACCAAGAAGAACAGUCGUUCCUGUCAAUGCGUGCUAGUAUGGCUGAGCGUAAUCUCUACAUUGGUUUUCAUGACUUGAAUAGUGAGAACAACUUUGAAUGGACUGAUGGCUCUCCAGUAACUUUCACCAACUGGGGACCUAAUCAGCCCAAUGAUUGGAGUGAUGAUGGUCAAGAUUGUACCUUUUUGAAAUGGGAAGAAGAUGUAGAGGGUAUCUGGGAUGAUGUCAACUGUGAUAAGACACGUACUGCUUAUGUCUGCAAAAAGGCGAAGAUUCCAGGACAAAUUCAGCCUCCACCUGCUGUGCCAACACCUGUGUUUGAUCCUCGAUGUGGUAAUGGCUGGGAAUAUGACUCCAUCUCAGGGAACUGUUAUCUCUUCAAGACCACUGAUUACAGGACUUGGGAUGAUUCAAGGAUUCAAUGUAAACUUGGUGGAGGAGAACUACUCAGUAUAAGAGAUCAGACAGAACAAACCUAUAUUAAUGCUCGUCUUGUAUAUGUGACUCAGUCUAGUCUAUGGAUAGGAGCUAAUGAUCUUUCAUUAGAAGGAGGAUGGCAGUGGAGUGAUGGUAGUGGGUUUGCAUACCUCAAUUGGAGUCCUGAUGAACCUAAUAACUAUGAUCCAGGAGAACAUUGUGUCCAGAUCUAUUAUGCUACUGGCCAAUGGAAUGAUUUCUUCUGUGACAGGGAAAUUGGCUACAUCUGUAAAAAGAAUGGCUAUCUGACUACGCAUUAUAAUGUGGUAUCCAACUACUACCUGGAUGGCAAUGAUGUUAUUAUCCUACAGGGAAUGUACCCUGAGGACUGUGCUCAUGCUUGUAUCACUACAACUGACUUCAACUGUCUUUCAUUUGAUUACAACCGUGAUUCCAUGGAGUGCGCCCUCAGUGACAUGACACAGGACAUGCAAGGCACUAUGCUCAGAGGAGGCAGCAAUAGAGAUUAUUAUCAACGAUUAACGGAUGUUGUUGACCCAGUACCAACCACUAUCCCACCUGGUUACCGAUGUCGCAAUGGCUGGGCACCCUACGGUGAUAACUGCUACUAUGUCCAGAUAGCUACAGGAAACUACAACCAGGCUGUGUCCCAGUGUAGGGCUCUUGGAGCUGAACUUGUAUCAAUCCAUGAUGCCAAUGAGAACAGCUUUAUCCAAUCACUCUAUGCCUCAGCUGGUAUUAAUAGUGCUGUAUGGAUUGGAUUGAAUGACCUUCGAGUUCAGAUGUUAUUUGAAUGGAGCGAUGGUACCCCUGUAGACUAUACCUACUGGAACAUUGGAGAGCCUAACAACUACAAUGGAAACAAUGAGGACUGUGUUGAGAUGUUUAACAAUGGAGCUUGGAAUGACAUUGACUGUAGCAGUACCAUCCCGUCCAUUUGUAAGCUGAAGAAAGAGAAUCUACCACCUACAGAUCAACCAAUCACACCUUCAGGAUGCAAUCUGGGAGAGGUAGCUUAUGGAGGAUCUUGUUACAUGGCUGUGACUACACCUAUGUCAUGGACUGAUGCACAAAAUGAUUGCUCUAACAAGGGAGGAAACUUAGUAUCUAUUGCUGACAGGUUUGAACAGUCUGUGGUAUCCAGUCUUCUUGGUCUUCAAGAUGGUACCCUAUUCUGGAUUGGAUUAAAUGAUUUAGGAAACUAUGGAGAGUAUGCAUGGAGUGACAUGACUGCAAUCACAUUCACGCACUGGGAUGUGGGUCAGCCAGAUGAUUCUAAUGGAUAUUGCGUGGCAUCAUCGUCCGGCAGUGCCGCUGGUCUAUGGAGAAACAUCCAGUGUGAUAGUGAAUCUAAAUACAUAUGUGAGAGGGUUAGGACCGGUUACACACCCCGUCCAACUGUACCAGCUCCUGGACCCCCAACACUCCCCAAUGAUGAUGGUUGUUAUUAUGGAUGGGUUGGCUAUGGUGGCUGGUGCUUCAAGAUUGAAACCGGUGAAGACCCCAACCUGGAAACUGAUGCUGAUAAGGUCAAGCGUAGCUGGGGUACCGCACGUGAUGUUUGUGUAUCUGAUGGUGCUGAACUUGCUAGUUUCCAUGAUCCUGAUGAAGAGGCUUAUAUCAAGUCAAAAAUCCCAAUGCCUGAUGAUGGUUACUGGAUUGGUCUUCAUGAUAGAUCUGUGGAAACUGGAUUUGAGUGGAGUGAUAGGACACCUGUAGAUUAUACCAACUGGUGGGAAGGAGAACCAAACAAUGCUGGUAACCUAGGAGAAGAUUGUGUUGAAAUGUUUGGUAACCACCGUAACUGGAAUGACAAGGAGUGCAGCAGUUUAAGGAACUGGAUCUGCAAGCUUGCUAAAGGAGUUAAGCCUAAAUCAACCCUCCCACCAUCAACAGUUACACCAUGGCCCCAGUGUCCAACAGAUCCAGAUUGGGUCUUGUUCCAGGACUAUUGUUACUUCUUCAGUGGUGGUCUGACUAGCUCUGAUAAGAGGUUGGGUUGGAAUGAUGCUAACUCAUACUGUAUGCAACGUGGUGGAUACCUUGUCUCGCUACAUUCUACCAAUGAGAACAACUUCCUGCAAUCAAUGCUCACAAGAUACACAGACAGUAAUGACUGGAUUGGUCUGAGGACGUAUAGCGGUUCUGGAUUUUAUGAAUGGUCUGAUGAAUCUCCUCUUGACUUCCAAUCCUGGAAUGUUAAUGAACCUAAUGAUGCUAAUGGUGAAGAAGAAUGUGCAGAGUUCUACCAAGAUGGAUCUUGGAAUGAUUUGAACUGUGGUGACAAGCUUAGCUUUGUUUGCAAGAAGGCUGUGUCAUCUGUGCAACCUGUCACUAAUGCUCCUACACCCGUCCCUCAAGGAAACUGCCCAGUGGGGACCAUGCGAUUUGACAACAUGUGCUACCGUAUGAUUGGUGCAAACUCGGCUGACCGAAAUACAUGGUACAAUGCAAGGGACAUCUGCAGGAAUACAUAUAAUGGAGAUCUAGCAACAAUACACAGCCAGGCUUUGCAGUCAUUCUUCAUCACUCAAAUGAAAGGAAUUGACUACCAGAUGUACAUUGGAUUAAGUGACUCUCUUAACAACGGUCAAUUUAGAUGGACCGAUGGCACUUCUGUAGAUUAUACUAACUGGAAUGCUGAUGAACCUAAUGAUCAUAAUGGUGAUGAAGACUGUGUUGAGAUGAUAGAACCUUCUGAGCGUGCUGGAAAAUGGAAUGAUCAGACCUGUAAUGAUUACAAUGCUUUUAUCUGCCAGUCUCCAUUGGAUCCCAAUGCACCAGCACCACCCCCACAGACAAGCGAUUGCCGUAGUGGAUUUUCACAGUACGGAGACAGCUGCUUCAAGGUUGUUCCGAGGACAAUGUCUUAUUCCGAUGCCAUCCAGGCCUGUCGCAAUGAGGGGGCAGACACCACCCUUGCAAGCAUCAUAGACACAUAUGAGAAUGCCUUUGUAGAAACCUUGCUGCAUUAUAAUGGAGAUGUCAUGCUUUGGUUAGGUCUUCUUGAUGAUAAGGCAAGUGGACAAUACAAGUGGGUUGAUAGUCAUCCUGUAUGGUAUACCAACUGGGGACAGGGUGAACCAAGCCAAGGCAGUGGUGAAGGAUGUGUAGCCGUUGGUCUUGGUGGCUGGGAUGACCACUCCUGCAGUGACCAGCUAGGAGCUCUAUGUAAAUACAGUCGAGUGCCUAUCCCCACCAACCAUCCGGAUUUACCAGGAACCUGCCCAGAAUCCUGGAUCUCCUAUGGCUCUGAUUGUUACUUCUUCUCUUCAGCUGCAGCUGAGAGGACAUCCUGGCCUACAGCUGAGUAUAUCUGUAGACAAGGAGGAGGUCAUCUGGCUAGUAUACACUCUAAACAGGAGAAUGAAUGGAUCAGGAAUAGACUGGCCCAGGAGUUCCCUGAUGCUUGGAUCGGAUUUGAGGCUACACCAUCAACUGCCUUUGCUUGGAGCGAUGACACACCUGUAGACUACACCAACUGGAACCCUGGUGAACCUAACUCAAACUUUCUUGGUGAUGAGGAUUGUGCUGAGAUGUAUCUAGAGACAGGAAAAUGGAAUGAUUUAGAUUGUCUAACUCUUCAAGGAUAUGUCUGUAAAACACCCAAAACUCCACUGUCAGGCCAGCCUACUCAGGCUCCUCCCAAGACCCUAGCUCCAGGACAAACAACUAAAGCUCAAGGACCAGGGGAAAACACAAAAGACACUCCAACAAACAGUGCUCCAAUUUCUUCAAAUGGUGUUUCAACUGGAGCUAUUGCUGGUAUCAUCAUUGGUGUUGUCCUCAUUGUCUGCAUCACAGGAGUUCUAGUAUUCUUCUUGUAUUCAUCCAGAAACAAGGCCCCUCUCAAAACUCCAGAAAUUCCAACAAGCACAGGCUUUGAGAAUGUGGUUUAUAAUGAAAAAGAUGGUACCAAACUUUCAGCUUUUGAAACCAAUGCAUAAUGUUUUGUUUGUAGUAUUUAUAUAGUUUUGAUGUCACUGUCAUUAAUAGUGAUUUGUUUAGAACAUUACCUCAACUUAGAAACCAAAUCCUUACUUAUAUGUAGGUCUGUAUUUACAAAGGUAUACUUCAGAAAAGGGUAAUAUUUGGGGCUAUAGUCAAAUGUGACAACCUUUCCUAUGCUGUCACAUCCCUUAUUUUCCAUCAGACUUAAGCUUUAAUGGUCAAGUAAACCAUUCAACACUGAGAUAUUACUACAGUUUCAUAACCUAAAAAAAUACUAAUACAUAAAACAUUUAUUUUUGAAACACGAGUUAACCUAGUAUGCCUUUGUGAAUACGGGUCAUUAUCCUUUGUAUGGAUUUUAGAAUAAAAAUUAGUUCAUAAACUAUCAAUACAAUUGGGAUGAUACUCAUAUAUGACUAUGCAACUGCCAAUCAGCCUGCUUUUACUUGUAUUCUGCCAUCAAGUUCCAGUAGUUAUAUAUUCAAGAAAGUUGUAAUUCAAUGCAAGUCAAUUUUAGAUCCCAUAUCAAUUUAAAGGUCUUGCAAUUGAUUUCUAGUGUGAUCACCUGUAUGCGUUCUGCAAAAGAAAGUAUAAACUGAUUUAUUGUUAUAGUCAUCAUCAUCUGGUAUACAAGAGUGAGGUAAUCCUGUAGAUCUCCAGGUCGUCGAUGUUGACGAAGUCAUAAUGGUUAACAAAUUGCAAACUGAUACAUGACGCGUGUAUACGUGGAUGUUGUCAUGGUACAUAUAACUGUUUGCUUUGCGGGAUUUUCUCCAAGCCAGAUUAUAAAAUAAUGUAUCAGGGAUUUGUAAUACCACUUUGUCUCCAAAAGUUAGCACUUUCAUACCAUGCAAUUAAAUAUAACUAGAUCAAAUAUUCAUCUUUGAAAGCUGAUAAGAUCUGGAAGUGGUUCUUUACACUUAAAUGGCAUUCAUUCCUAAUUUGACAAACAAUAUUGUGUCAUUAUCCUAUUGGUUUUAAAAGCCUGCCAUAGGUACAUCAUAACUAGCAUGUGUUAAUCACGUGGGAUACGAGACAGGAAAAUGCAGUGUUGAAAGUAAUGUUUCUAAAAUGUGUAUUAUUAUAUUGUAUUCAACUCAUCAUGUCGAGUAAAGUAUUCUAGACAUUAAUAUAAAUCUUGGCUAUAUCAUGAAUACAAGAAAAAAUUAAUUGUUAAAUGACUGUAAAUGUGCAAUACUUCAUGUGUACAGUCAUAAUUUGAACUAGGUUUUGAUGUAAGAAGUAAUCAAAUGAAAUAUUACCAAGCUUUUAUAGUCACCUUCCCCACAGAAAGGCUGUUAUCGACCUCUUCUCAAUUUUUUUUAUUGCAGUGAUAGAAAAAGUAUGUCCUAAGCUUAUUCGCAUUUGCAUUAGCGUGCUUUCUCUGGGAACUGGAUUGCUUAUUUUUGUUCCCGGAAGAAAGGCUUAUGAUUAGAAAAGUUUUAGAUAAAAUCACAGAUUAUCAAUGUACGAAAAACCUUGCUCUGUCAGAAAGUUUGAGAGUAAGGACUGAAAAAUAAUACACUAACUGGUAAAAGCUUAUAGUAAGAUGAAAGCUUCAUCCACGUUUUCUUGAAAAUGCACAUUUUUUGCAUGUGCAUGUAAAGGUCUCUCUGCAGGAAGGUGACGAGAUCAUCAACCAUAUUUUGACUUAAUAGACUACCGUAAAUGGGUUUGAUCUAUUGAAUUUAGUUGAAUGCCUAUCAUAUUUAUAUUCUAGAGUUAUUGAAUACUUUUAUGGAAUGAUUCCUUUGGUGUAACAGUAUUAUCAUUUAUCUGAUCAAAUUAAAAAAAAAUAUGUUUCUCAAAUUAAAUGACAUUAAAAGAAGUUGUGGGAGUUUUUGGAUAAGAAAAUGCGACAUUGGAUUAGUGUUUUCAUAUUCUGUUGCUCUAUUGAUUUUUCUUUCUGUUUGUUUUUUUAUUCUUAGAUAUAUAUUUUUGUCAUUGUUUUUCUAUGUUGGAUUUCAAUAAUUUUUUUUAAAGGAAACUUUCUUUGUAAAUAUGUGCAGAAUAUUAACAUCAAUCUAAUGAAUUUGUUCAGACUAUUGAUAACAAUUGAUUAUUGACCUUGUUAUGGAUUUUCCCAUAAUAGUAGUCUUGCGGAUUCCAAACUUGUGAAUAAUUUGAAAUGACAAAUCAUAGAGAUGAUCUGCAGCAGUUAUGUAGUUAAUAUAAAGCUCUAUGUAGGAAUGGGAACAGAAAUGUCCAUUGGUUAAGGGUUGUCAAUUUUUGAAAUCUGAAAUCAAUUUUUAAUAUCAUAAGUGUUAUAUUGAAGUCAAUUUUUUUCAAUAAAAUGUUUAUUUUAUAUUGUAAAAUAAA
Molecule: messenger RNA, 8439 nt
Organism: Lytechinus pictus (painted urchin)
Lineage: Eukaryota; Metazoa; Echinodermata; Echinoidea; Temnopleuroida; Toxopneustidae
Product: macrophage mannose receptor 1-like
Exons: 42
Coding region: 324-6116 (1930 amino acids)
Molecular function (GO): signaling receptor activity
Source: RefSeq, a predicted model, not a curated record